Amblyraja radiata (thorny skate) is the source of this 843-nucleotide messenger RNA. Its product is annotated as probable bifunctional dTTP/UTP pyrophosphatase/methyltransferase protein. Bases 1 to 843 code for a protein of 280 amino acids. The transcript is spliced from 3 exons. Gene Ontology annotation, molecular function: nucleoside triphosphate diphosphatase activity. Lineage: Eukaryota; Metazoa; Chordata; Chondrichthyes; Rajiformes; Rajidae. The record is from RefSeq and is a predicted model, not a curated record.
AUGCAGCAGUCUGGGGCUCGGCUGCACCAGGCGCCGCUCCAAGCGGCCGAGGGCAUGGACUGCACGCGGCCUACAGCGGUGGAGCAGCGGCGGAGGAUGUCACGGCUACCUGACCUUGUUGUUCCAGGUAACCAGCUGGAGACCAACGUUACUCUUUUUCACGAAGAGACAAAGGUGAAGUUCUCGGAACUGGCUGAGGAGCUUCUGUGGGAGUACAUACACAGUGGUGAGCCAAUGGACAAGGCAGGUGGCUAUGGAAUUCAGGCGCUCGGUGGGAUGUUAGUUGAAUACGUUCAUGGGGACUUUUUGAACGUGGUGGGAUUUCCCCUCAAUCACUUCUGCAAGAAGCUGGCUGAAAUCAACAGUUCAUUGGAAAGCCAGUCUACGGCAAGCAAUGCCACGCCUAGUGGUUCCGUAAACCAGGACAAGAUGAUGGAUGCAGAAAAGGGCCUGAAGUCUGACCAAACUACACCAAUGGAAGCGGAGCCAAAAGGUUUGGGUGCAACGCCACAAAACGCUACCUCUGAGGCACGAGAGUCGGAAGUGCCCGACAGUUUACCAAGGACAUCCGGCCACGUUGAGAUGAAUGAGGGCCUCCUCAAAGUGGCAGAUCUGGUGGACGGUUUCAAAGCGUCAAAGGUGCAGAAAUUACAUUGUGAACAGAAUUUAUUUUGGCCGUCAGAACCUUUUUCCCCCAAGAUGGAAAUAUCAAAUAUUAAAGUGAGAGAGGAGGUGUGUAGGGCAAGUUUGUUUUACGCAGAGGGUGGCAUGUGUCUGCAUUGCGCUGACAGGGAUGUUGGUGGAGGCAGAUACGAUAGUGGCAUUUACAAGACUUUUGGAUAA